AUGACUACAGCUCACCGACCCACAUUCGACCCGGCGCAAGGCAAAGAAGCCCUCCGUGGCCCAGCAUAUCACCAGCGACUCCUCCCCGCACAUACACACCUCAAAGUCCGACAACCCGGUCAAGGUGGUGACGCCGACAACGAAGUCCGCGAUCUUCGCGCCGAGCUCCUGAAGGCUGAGGCUGCACACUUCGCCAAGAAGAACGGUGUUCCCGUCGACGAAACAGCUGCUACGGAGCCGGCUCCAAAGCGACAGCUUGAAUCUGCGGAAGGACAAGCGGAGGAUGGCGAACAGGCCGAAGACCCAGAAGCGAAGCGGCGACGCAUCUUAGAAGAAUCGCGAGAUAUAGAUGCCGAUUCAGAUGGGUCGGAAGAAGACAGCAGCGAGGAAGAGGAUAGCGAUGAUGACGAUGACGAGGCUGCGUUGAUGCGCGAGCUGGAGCAGAUCAAGAAAGAACGAUUGGCUCAGAAGGAGAAAGAGGAACAAGAACGAGCGCUUGAAGUAGAGGAGCAACGAGAGGUUGAUAUUGCUCGAGGAAACCCUCUUCUUAACUCGCAAGACUUCAAUAUGAAGCGACGAUGGGACGAUGAUGUCGUCUUCAAGAACCAAGCCCGAGGAACUGAGAAGCAGGAUGGGAAGGAGUUCGUAAACGAUUUGCUGCGAUCUGACUUCCACAAGAGAUUUAUGUCAAAAUACGUUCGUUAA
This is a messenger RNA of Penicillium angulare, 705 nucleotides long. Its product is annotated as spliceosome-associated CWC15 family protein. Gene Ontology annotation, molecular function: RNA binding. The transcript is spliced from 7 exons. Gene Ontology annotation, biological process: mRNA cis splicing, via spliceosome. The record is from RefSeq and is a predicted model, not a curated record. Bases 1 to 705 code for a protein of 234 amino acids. Gene Ontology annotation, cellular component: catalytic step 2 spliceosome. Lineage: Eukaryota; Fungi; Ascomycota; Eurotiomycetes; Eurotiales; Aspergillaceae.